GAAGAACCCGAGACACCUUUCCCUCUUACCAUCAGGCCCAGCCAAAUCCCAGCCAUGUCUUCUCCUCUCACUCUUAAAGGCAAGACCGCCCUCGUCACAGGAGGCUCCCGCGGAAUCGGUGCAGGAAUAGCUUUUGAGUUGGGAAGCCGAGGCGCUGAUGUCAUAAUCGUCCACUCCUCCCCCCGAAGCGCAGACAAAGCCCAAGAAGUCGUUAAGAAGAUCACCUCCCUGCCCCACCAACCCAAAGCCGUCGCCGUCUGCGGAGACCUAAAGACCACUACCGCGCCAGCCGCCAUCGUCGCCGCCGCCAGAGAAUGGUUGAAGAGCCAGGGCAAGGAGGACAAGAUCAACAUCCUGGUUAACAACGCCGGUGUCGAGCUCGUCAGACCUCUCGGCCAGAUCACCCCCGAGGAUUUCGCUGGCGUCUACGAUGUGAAUGUCCGAGCUCCUCUCCUUAUGACCCAGGCCGUGAUGCCGUACCUUCCUGCUGCGUCGCGCGUCAUCAAUAUCUCGUCCGUGGGCUCCCGCGCUGCCUUCUCCGGGAUGUCGGUUUACUGCUCGUCGAAGGCUGCGGUGGAGGGGUUGACGCGCUGCUUUGCCACCGAGCUGGGACACAACGGAACUACGGUGAACGCUGUGCUCCCAGGUCCAGUGCAGUCAGACAUGUUGGAAAAUAUCCCGCAGGCAGUUAUCGACAUCCAGAAGAAUAACACGCCAUUGCAGCACAGACUCGGCACGGUGGAGGAAAUUGCGGCUAUUGUUGCAUGGUUGGCUGGCGAGGAUAGCAGAUGGGUUACGGGACAGUCUAUCAGCUCAAGUGGUGGAUGGGCUAUGUAUUAAGCUCAGUCGCAGAAAGGCCUGAGAAGGAAGAUACACGAGGGAGUAGUAAAGGGUAUAGACGGUAUAGAGGGAAUAGACAAUAGACAAGGAAUAGACGGAAAGGGAUGGAAUAGACAAAAUAGACGACAUAGACGACAUAGACGAAAUAAAUAGAAAUAGAC
Molecule: messenger RNA, 1001 nt
Organism: Amorphotheca resinae ATCC 22711
Lineage: Eukaryota; Fungi; Ascomycota; Leotiomycetes; Helotiales; Amorphothecaceae
Exons: 2
Coding region: 55-840 (261 amino acids)
Molecular function (GO): oxidoreductase activity
Source: RefSeq, a predicted model, not a curated record